Messenger RNA from Manihot esculenta (cassava), 1146 nucleotides. Its product is annotated as ATP-dependent Clp protease proteolytic subunit-related protein 2, chloroplastic. Gene Ontology annotation, biological process: protein quality control for misfolded or incompletely synthesized proteins. The record is from RefSeq and is a predicted model, not a curated record. Gene Ontology annotation, cellular component: endopeptidase Clp complex. Gene Ontology annotation, molecular function: serine-type endopeptidase activity; ATP-dependent peptidase activity; ATPase binding. NCBI's taxonomy places the organism in Eukaryota, Viridiplantae, Streptophyta, Magnoliopsida, Malpighiales, Euphorbiaceae. The transcript has 9 exons. Bases 107 to 946 code for a protein of 279 amino acids.
AUAAUAAUUCGGGCACCAGGCAAUCCUUCAUCCCUUUCUAGCCAUCAAAAACCUCGCUGGUGUUUUGCUUCCUAAGCUGAACUGCAUUUUCUCUUUCAGAUUGAAAAUGGCGUUCUCUCUCAAUACAAACCUCAACCAACCUUCUCUCAGUUGCGGAACUAAGCUAUAUUCAGGACUGAAGCUUCAAUCUCCAGGUCUGUAUGCAACUGGGAGGCCUAAUUUGACAUCAGAGUUCUAUGUAAGGGUUAACAAGAGCCUCCAAUGCGGGACUCGCAACCAUAGACCAAUAAGGGCAGGAGUUAAAAUGAUGCCUAUAGGGACACCAAGGGUGCCCUAUAGAACUCCUGGUGAGGGAACUUGGCAAUGGGUUGAUUUGUGGAAUGCCCUGUAUCGAGAGCGCGUAAUCUUCCUUGGACAAAAUAUAGAUGAAGAAUUUAGCAACCAAAUGUUGGCAACGAUGUUGUACCUUGACACUAUUGAUGAUUCCAAAAGGAUAUAUUUGUACAUUAAUGGUCCUGGUGGAGAUCUUACUCCGAGCUUAGCUUUAUAUGAUACUAUGCAGAGCUUAAAAAGUCCUGUUGCUACCCACUGUGUGGGAUUUGCCUAUAAUCUAGCAGGCUUUAUUCUUGCUGCUGGGGAAAAGGGAAAUCGCUCUGCAAUGCCUCUUUCAAGGAUUGCUCUACAAUCACCAGCUGGGGCUGCACGUGGUCAGGCUGAUGACAUUCGUAAUGAAGCAAAUGAGCUUCUUAGGAUCAAGGACUAUCUUUACAAUGAGUUGGCCAAGAACACAGGACAACCUGCUGAGAAGAUUAACAAGGACCUGAGCAGAAUGAAACGCUUCAAUGCUCAGGAGGCACUUGAAUAUGGGCUAAUUGAUCGUAUAAUCAGGCCACCUGCAGUAGAUGCUGAUGAUCGUCCCAGAGAUCCAUCAGCUGGUCUUGGUUAGUGUAUACAUGUUCAUCACCUCAGCUUAUGACUGUUGGAACUUACAGAAAGUUUCUUAAUUACUUGUACAAUUGGCUAUUCAGUUAGGAAGAAGCAUUUUCUUUCAAUUCCUGUUUUGCAUCCCUCCCAUAUAAUCAGAGGUACUUAAAUACUUUGUCUCGAAAAGGUAUCUAGUUAUAUUGAUCAUCAUCAAUUACCAAA